CCUUUGGUGGUGAUUUAGGGUUUUUUAUUUGCUUUUUCAUUUAAAUAUAAGUCUUCCAGAGACCAUCAACAAAUGACGGAAUCUCAAAAUGGAAAGCUCCUUUGAGAAGAAACGUGACUUCUGCUGGUCUAAAAACAGAUGUUUUUCGGCAACACGCAUUUGGGUCAAAACAACAACAGCCGCGUGGCUCCAGCCACCAAAAGCUCUUCUUCUCUCUGGCAGGUCAAAGAUUCCUGUUUUACAACUACAGCAAAGACUGCCAGACACCCCCACUUCAUUUGGCCACACACACACACACACCAGCGGAGGACAUGCCCUGUGAGAUCUUCGCGGUUCAGAGCUGCUCGGGGAGGAGAAUGAAGAGAGAGACACAGAAGAUGGACGAGAGGACGAGCGUUUGAGGCGGGACGCGCGGCAUGCUGGGAGGAGAAGACUCGAUGGGGUGGAAGAGGACUCUCACUUAACGAGGAGAAGCUGAGGAGAUGACAGGAGGCGGGAUGGCAAACACACACACACACACACACACACACACACAUGCAUUGCAUCAGAGUAGACUCGUCAGCUGGACGUGGUUUCAUUCAGACCUGCUGUGACAAGAAGAGGUUCUCAGUCUCCACCCCUUCCUGCUCCCAAGGAUUGUGUGUGUGUGUGUGUGUGUGUGUGUUUUGUACACUCUCCUAGCCUGUCACUUGAUGUUGGCGAACACACCUGCGCACACGCGACAGCGCGCACUCUCGCUCUCUCUCCGGUCCCCCGAGCAGCAGGUUCCCUGCAAGCAGCCGAGCCGCCAGCGACUGCUGCAAACACACGCUCACUCGCUCGCUGCCAAGGGAGGGGGAGGAGGAGAAGGAGGAGGAGGAAGAGGAGAAGUGAGGCUGGAAGGAAAACCCACAGAUAGAGGAGGGAAGGAGGCAGACUGGGACGUACCUCUGACUCUCUGGAGCAGCACGCCGUUCUUUCCCGUUGGAUCUCUGCGUCUCAAACGAUGAGGAGGGACCGCCUCUUCUUAGGCGCCACGCUCACCGCCAUCCUCUCCGCUGACCUCUACUUCAUCCUCCUGCCCAAGCUGCGGCGCGUGGGCCUGGGGUCGGGACCCCUCUGCCCGUGCGGCCCCGUCAACCUCUCCCUCCCCCUCCCCAGGCACGGGGGCCUGGCCACGCCGCGGCUCCACAACCGCUCCUCUGCGCUCACGCCCGGACCCGCCGACUGGGGCUCCAAGCUGGGCCGGCUGUUCGACCACCCCCUGUACAACAUCCGGAGCCCGGAGCCGGGGCCGCGGGGGGGGGGGCUGCUGCAGGAGGGCGACCUCGUGCAGCACUACAGGAAGAAGGUGGCACACUGGGAAAGACACACAAAGCUCUACGGCAAGGCGGCGGCCAUCUCCAACGUCUCUGUGAGCGAACGCGAGGUGACCUUUGACCCCGGCGCCAGCUGGCUGAAGUUCCACCUGGGCAUCGACCGCUACGCUCUGUACUCCCGCCAGGACGCGGCUGUCCCACAACUCCUCAGGGACAUGCAGAGUAUGACCGUCAUCAGCGCAGACUACACCCAAGAUGAGAAGGCCCUCAAAGGAGCAUGUGACUGCACCCAAGUUGUGAAGCCAAGCGGACAUCACCUGAAACUGGCCCUGAAGAUGCAAAACUACGCCAAGGCCAUGUUCAAACCAAUGAGGCAGCAGAGGGACGAGGAGACACCAGAAGACUUCUUCUACUUUGUUGACCUCCAGAGACACAACGCCGAGAUCGCCGCCUUUCACCUGGACAGGAUCCUCGACUUCCGGAGGGUCCCGCCGGUGGCCGGCAGGCUGGUGAACGUCACGGCGGAGGUCUUCCAGGUCGCUCACAGCGAGGAACUGAGAGCGGUGUUCUUCACCUCGCCAGCCAACAACUCGUGUUUCUUCGCCAAGUGCCUGUACGUCUGCAAGACGGAAUACGCGGUGUGCGGGCGGCCCGACCUGCUGGAGGGCUCCCUGUCCGCCUACCUGCCCAGCCUCAGCAUCGCCCCCCGCAUCUCCAUCCCCAACCCCUGGAUACGCUCCUACACCUUUGCGGGCCGAGAGGAGUGGGAAGUGAACCCCUUCUACUGUGACAACGUGAAGAAGACGUAUCCCUACAACUCGGACGACCGGCUCCUGAACAUCAUCGACAUGUCCAUCUUCGACUUCCUCACAAGCAACAUGGACAGGCACCACUACGAGAUCUUUACCAAAUUUGGGGACGACGGGUUUCUUCUCCACUUGGACAACGCCAGAGGGUUUGGGAAGCACUCUGUGGACGAGAUGUCCAUCCUGGCUCCUUUAUCUCAGUGCUGCAUGGUGAAGCGCUCCACGCUGCUGCGGCUGCGGCUUCUGGCCCGACCCGAGUUCAGGCUGAGCGACGUGAUGAGGGAGUCUCUGGAGGAGGACGCCCUGCGGCCCGUCCUGACGGAGGCCCACCUCUCAGCGCUGGACCGCAGGCUGCAGAAGGUCCUGCGGGCGGUGCAGCGCUGCGUCCGCAGGCUGGGGGAGGACGAGGUCAUCGUCAAGGACUUUGCAGAGUCCACCAGGGCCCCCCCCCCCUCCGACUGAGAGUCAGGUCAGGUAACAAAGGGGGAGGGGGGAGGUGGGGGCUCCUCUUCGUGGAGGCUCGUGGAACCUCGGGAGCCGUAAAACACUGUGAACUCUUCAAAUGGAGGUUCAGGACUUUUUACACCGCCGUUUCCUAGGAGACGGAUCUUUGGGUUCGAUUUCCUUCUCUCAGGGUCACGACCUCUACGACGCAGCGCUGU
Molecule: messenger RNA, 2766 nt
Organism: Pungitius pungitius (ninespine stickleback)
Lineage: Eukaryota; Metazoa; Chordata; Actinopteri; Perciformes; Gasterosteidae
Gene: fam20a
Product: FAM20A golgi associated secretory pathway pseudokinase
Exons: 11
Coding region: 986-2566 (526 amino acids)
Biological process (GO): enamel mineralization
Cellular component (GO): Golgi apparatus
Molecular function (GO): protein serine/threonine kinase activator activity
Source: RefSeq, a predicted model, not a curated record